GCUUGAACGUACCAGAGGUGUGGUGCGGUGUGGUCUUUUGCGGUUAAAAAGGCCGUAUUUUCGGAAAGAAGGAAUUUUUUUUAGACCGAGGCGUUUAAUGAAUCAACAGAAUAUGGUGCUCGGCCGCCUUCCCGCCUGCGUAAUUGACGUAGGAACCGGGUACACAAAGCUUGGCUUUGCUAGUAAUAAAGAGCCACAGCUAGUGAUACCCUCUGCAAUUGCCAUAAAAGAAACUGCGAAAGUCGGUGACAAUACUGCUAGAAGAGUAACAAAGGGUGUCGAAGAUUUGGACUUCUAUAUCGGAGAUGAAGCUUUCGAAGCUACUGGAUAUGCUGUUAAGUAUCCCGUAAGACACGGUAUCGUGGAAGACUGGGACCUGAUGGAAAGGUUCCUAGAACAGUGCAUCUUUAAGUACUUAAGAGCUGAGCCUGAGGACCAUUAUUUUCUACUGACAGAACCACCUUUGAAUACUCCAGAGAAUCGGGAGUAUAUCGCAGAGAUUAUGUUUGAGUCGUUCAAUGUUCCUGGACUAUAUAUAGCAGUACAAGCGGUCCUAGCUCUGGCAGCUUCCUGGACUGCUGUGGCAGUAAAGGACAGAAAGCUAACAGGUGUUGUUAUUGACAGUGGUGACGGUGUAACUCAUGUUAUCCCUGUGGCGAACGGGUUCGUCAUUGGGAGUUGUAUAAAACACAUUCCGAUAGCAGGGAGAGACAUUACCUACUUCAUCCAGAGCCUUUUGAGGGAAAGAGAAGUCGGAAUACCUCCCGAACAAUCCCUAGAAACUGCCAAGGUCAUUAAGGAAAAGCACUGUUACAUUAGUCCAGACAUUGUAAAGGAAUUCGCGAAAUAUGACAGUGACCCUAGCAAGUUCAGGAAAUACGAAGGCGUGAAUAGCAUAACUAAACAGCCCUUUGCCGUGGACAUUGGUUACGAAAGGUUCCUUGGACCAGAGAUUUUUUUCCAUCCUGAAUUCUCUAACCCAGAUUUUACAACGCCGCUGAACGAGAUUGUCGAUGACGUCAUUCAGAAUUGUCCGAUUGACGUCAGAAGACCUCUAUACAAUAACAUCGUCCUAUCCGGGGGAUCUACCAUGUUCAAAGAUUUCGGUAGGCGGUUGCAACGAGACAUCAAAAGGACCGUCGAUGCUAGGCUCAAAUCGAGUGAGCUCCUAAGUGGUGGUCACAUUACGCCAAAGCCUGUCGAUGUCCACGUGAUAUCUCACCAUAAACAGCGCUGUGCCGUUUGGUUUGGUGGAGCACUCUUGGCGAGCGAUCCACAAUUCUACAGUGUUUGCCAUACGAAGACUGACUAUCAGGAACACGGGCCAGGGAUUUGUCGUUACAACCCCGUGUUCCGUAGCAUGAUUUAAUUUCAUACGGCACGAGUUCGUCGCAAUUGGCAAUUGUAGGAUCAUGAAAGGCUCGUCACACAGAUACUGCCAGGAUUCGGAUUUCUAAAGGCGGGAACGCAUUGAGCGAACAUCCUCCAACGAGCGUGCAACUAUUGCCGAACUUUUGAGAAAAAAGUCGCGGAUCGGUUGAACCGUUCGGACCUUAUGACCUAAAUGUUCGCUAGUGUGGCAAAAUUGGAGAGCAUGUUCGCUCAAUCCGUAUCCGCCUUAAGGUGAUGUGAAAGUGGCGUCAAAGGGGUAUCGCCCAUGAAACAUUUUUUCCAAACUGGGUAUACAGAAUAGACUAUGACAUUACAAUAUAAA
This is a messenger RNA of Orussus abietinus, 1714 nucleotides long. It is a transcript of the gene Arp3, whose product is annotated as actin-related protein 3. Bases 98 to 1369 code for a protein of 423 amino acids. The record is from RefSeq and is a predicted model, not a curated record. Gene Ontology annotation, biological process: Arp2/3 complex-mediated actin nucleation. Lineage: Eukaryota; Metazoa; Arthropoda; Insecta; Hymenoptera; Orussidae. The transcript is spliced from 6 exons. Gene Ontology annotation, cellular component: Arp2/3 protein complex; actin cortical patch. Gene Ontology annotation, molecular function: actin filament binding.